AAUCAAAGUAGUGUUUCAUCUAGCGCUAUUUAGCCUGGCGCAGCGCCAGGCCCUUUUAAGCCCCGCCCACUUGCCCUAACUGCCGCCCGAAACUCUUAAAGUGCCCUUUUUUCACUCCGCCCACCCGUUAAUUGCCGACAUUAGCAGCCUUAAUUAAUCCGUUACACAUGUCAUGUAUACUGUAGUAUGCCCUUAGGCGUGUAUCGAAAAGUCGGUCGAUACGGUAGUAAAUAUCAGCUGACAAGUGUGGUGUGUAUUGAUCACAGCACGCGCUGUGUUAAACGUGUUUAAAGUGGAGCAAUAAUUAUACAUAAGUAGCGGCGAGUUGAAUAUUUGUUGUGUAUGAUAAACGUUUUGUUUUCACGAGUGAGUGAAUCAAUUACAUUAUGGAAUGGAUUAAUUAAUGUGAAUGAGAAAGGAUUAAAGACGUUUUACGGUUUACGAUAUUAAUUAAUUACUGUGUUAGAAAACUUGUUAUUCGCAAAGAAGAUUUGAAAAUAACUGACGACGUAAUUAAUGCGGCGUGGAUCUAAAACGUAAUUGGAAUCAAUUUCCAGCACCAAUACAGGCACAGAGGUUGCAACAGAAACUACUGUUACGGAAACGUCAGUACCACAGAACAGGAAAAUCCUGAAACCCCACAAGACUGGUAGUGAUAAAGCCAAGCACAAAGUAGGGUUUGACCGUAGCUGGACUCUGGAGCGUCCCUGGUUAUUACACAAAGUUGACACUGACAAUGAAGGAAAUAAAGUGGAGGUUAUGUUAUGUGAGUUGUGUAGUAAACAUAAGACUCAAGGAAGAAAUGGGAAUUCUGUCUGGAUCACGACUGGUUGUAAAAGUCUGCGCCUUGACAGAGUAACCGACCACGAGAGGUCAGGUCAGCACAAGGAUGCGGUGAAACUAGAAACUGAAGAUCAAAUGACAAUUGAGAAUUCAUUCAAUGAAAAAACUCCACUAGGUGACAAGGAAUUUGAAGCUGUCGUGUAUGCGUCAAAAGUGGUACAUUUCUUAGUGAAACAUAACAUUCCACACACAACUGUGUAUGAGGACUUCAUUGACUUCGCUAUUAAUGAACUGAAAAGUCCGGUACUAGCCAACCUUUCCAAAGGCAAAAAUGCCACGUACAAAAGUCAUGCCACAGCAGAGGAACUGCUAACAGCUAUGUCCGAUGACAUUCAAGAGACUGUGAAACAGAAUAUCAAACAAAGUCACGCGUACUCCGUCCUCACUGAUGAGGCGACUGAUGUAUCUAACAAGAAACAUCUUGCGUUUUGUAUACAGUAUGCAAACGGAUGCCUGUACACUGUUUUGUAUACUAAGUGUGAGUCCUUGGACCUUAAGUCCUUGCGACGUUUGACCUGUCGUCAACACAUAUGUAAAAUAUUUGAAAUUAGAUGCUUUUAAUGUACACUGUUUUGCAUACUAAGUGUGAGUCCUUGGACCUUAAGUCCUUGCGACGUCUGACCUGU
Molecule: messenger RNA, 1469 nt
Organism: Mercenaria mercenaria
Lineage: Eukaryota; Metazoa; Mollusca; Bivalvia; Venerida; Veneridae
Exons: 2
Coding region: 760-1404 (214 amino acids)
Source: RefSeq, a predicted model, not a curated record